Messenger RNA from Vigna angularis (adzuki bean), 2463 nucleotides. Its product is annotated as 3-deoxy-manno-octulosonate cytidylyltransferase, mitochondrial. The transcript has 8 exons. NCBI's taxonomy places the organism in Eukaryota, Viridiplantae, Streptophyta, Magnoliopsida, Fabales, Fabaceae. Gene Ontology annotation, molecular function: 3-deoxy-manno-octulosonate cytidylyltransferase activity. Gene Ontology annotation, cellular component: cytosol. The coding region runs from base 76 to 912 and encodes 278 amino acids. The record is from RefSeq and is a predicted model, not a curated record.
AACGUUAGAUCUGAAGUUGAUUGCCAAAUUUGAGCAUAAUCAUCCACUUUUCAGAUUCUUGUCUUUGUUUGAGUCAUGGCAAAUUUCCCCUCACCUUGUUCUUCGUCUUCCUCUUCUUCUUCUACGGCGUCGUUUGGAUCUUCGACAAGUGCAAAGACGUGGAUUGUCCAUGGAAUUGUGGCGGGAGUGGCGAUUGCAGCGGCGGUGGGUGCACGUGCUUACAUGACCCGAUUGGACAAGUUUCGGAGCCGGGUCCUGGCUAUUAUACCCGCCCGAUAUGCAUCUUCUCGUUUUCCGGGAAAGCCUCUGGUUCAAAUCCUGGGCAAGCCCAUGAUCCAGAGAACAUGGGAAAGGGCAAAGCUGGCGGCUACAUUGGAUCAUGUUGUUGUGGCAACUGAUGAUGAAAAGAUUGCUGACUGCUGUCGACAAUUUGGAGCUGAUGUUAUUAUGACAUCAGAAUCUUGCAAAAAUGGUACGGAGCGCUGCAAUGAAGCCCUACAGAAGCUUGGGAAAAAUUAUGAUAUUGUUGUAAACAUUCAGGGUGAUGAACCACUUAUUGAACCUGAGAUAAUAGACGGUGUUGUGAAAGCUUUGCAGGCAGCUCCAGAUGCAGUGUUCAGCACUGCAGUCACAUCUUUAAAGCCUGAAGAUUCUCAUGAUCCAAAUAGAGUGAAAUGUGUGAUAGAUAAUCGUGGUUAUGCCAUCUAUUUUUCCCGAGGAUUAAUCCCAUUCAACAAGUCAGGGAAGGUCAAUCAACAGUUCCCGUAUUUGCUUCAUCUAGGGAUUCAGAGCUAUGAUGUGAAGUUUCUAAGGAUAUACCCUGAUCUUCAACCUACUCCUUUGCAACUAGAGGAGGAUUUGGAACAGCUUAAAGUCCUUGAGAAUGGCUACAAGAUGAAGGUUCUCCAAUAAAGUUGUCUGACUAUUGAACUCUGAACACUUGGGUGACAGCCUAGUAAGAGUCCACGAGUCAAUGAUAUGAGGGAUAAGGGAAUAGAGGAUCAUGCAACUGAGGUGUUGUAUUGUAGCCGUACAUAACAAAACGUAUGUGGUAGGAUACGGAGAGUUUACGAGAGAAGGAAAAAAAGGGAAUGAGGCUGUUAGGAGAGUAAAUAGGGUGUAACUGUAAUAACAGUGAGUUGGCGGGAAAAGGGAGCCCAUAUAAAGGGCUGAGAAACUCUUGUAAGAGUGUAGUUUUUGUAAAUUCUUUGUAUAAACAGGAUACAUUUAUCCUGUGGAGGGGGAAUUGCUCCCUUGGAGGCUUUGAGUGUACAGAUUGGCGGGACCGGAUCACUUAGAGAGGAGCGAGAUGGAAGAAAAAUUGAACGCAUUGGAGGGAAGAAUGGAAGGAAAGAUGAACGUCUUGGAAGGGAAGAUGGAGGCGAUGGAGAACAGGAUGGAAGGGAGAAUGGAGGCGAUAGAGACGACAAUGGAAGGGUUGAAGGCGGAAACGAUGAGACUGCAUCAAGAAAUCAAAGAACUCACCCGAGUUCUUGGCGGGCGAACGCGGAAUCUUGAUCGAAACUCCGAGGGGAGUCAAGUUUCUGUGAACGAAAUCAGUAGGGGGAGGAAGGAGUGUUCAGAGGAAGAACUUGACGAUGACAGAAGCGAAUUACAACCCAGUUGGGUGAAGAGGGUGGAGUUACCCACGUUCGAAGGAUUCGACCCGCAGGGAUGGGUUUCAAGGGCGGAAAAGUUCUUCGAAAUUCAGAACGUUACGGGAAGAGAAAGACUCAGGCUGGCCUACAUUUGCAUGGAGGGGAGCGCCAGUUAUUGGUUCCGAUUCUGGAAAGCCAAAGCCAAGAAUCCUUCUUGGGAAGAACUGCGGGAGGCUCUGGUGAGAAGAUUUGGAGGCCGGGACAGGGGAACUGUGUUCGAAAGGCUGGCGGCGUUAAGGCAGAAAGGGGCUGUGGAGGAGUAUAUUCAGGAAUUCGAGAUGUUGGUGGUGCAAACGAAGGAGAUAAAGGAGGACCAACUUAUGGGGUAUUUUUUCGCGGGACUGCAAGGCGAAAUCAGAAAUCAAAUCCGCCCACAUAACCCAAAAGAUUUGCUGAAAGCCAUGGAAUUGGCCCGAGAUGUGGAGGAGGCUAAUCGGAAUUCAAGAACGACUGGCGGAGAGCGGGGACAGUGGCCCAGUAUGAUUCUUUCCGAGGAGGACAGGGACGACUGGGAGCCACAGAAAACGCGCGCGCUUUGAAGGAGGUACGCUGGGUUCGAUGGCGUCCAAGUCGGGGAGUAACACGAUGAGCGACCCUCGCGGCACCCGGAAUAUGUCAAGGGAAGGAGUUGUAUUGUAGCAGUACAUAACAAAACGUAUGUUUUAGAAUAAACAAUUAUAAAUUGAAAGAGGGUAGUGUAGGGUGUUCGUAUUGGUGGGCCUUAGGUCUCUCAAAAUACCUGCAGAAAAGAACUAUAUGAAUAUCCUCUAAGUAAUUCGAUAAACCUGAUUCCUUCCACUCACAA